This is a messenger RNA of Sinocyclocheilus anshuiensis, 1672 nucleotides long. RefSeq names its product protein FAM26E-like. Gene Ontology annotation, molecular function: monoatomic cation channel activity. The coding region runs from base 62 to 1009 and encodes 315 amino acids. The transcript is spliced from 2 exons. Gene Ontology annotation, cellular component: plasma membrane. The record is from RefSeq and is a predicted model, not a curated record. NCBI's taxonomy places the organism in Eukaryota, Metazoa, Chordata, Actinopteri, Cypriniformes, Cyprinidae.
GGGAGUGCCAUAGCAGAAAUCAUCUCUUUCAGUUCAGCAGCUUAUUUGGAGUGUUGCAGCCAUGUCUGUACCAGCUAUGGAUUCGUUUAAGACUAUCCUAAAAUUCCUUACCAAUCAGAAGACCACUAUUGGUUACAGCUUCAUGGCUAUUUUGACAAUAGGUAGUGAACGAAUUUUCUCCAUGGUGUCUUUCCAGUGUCCGUGCAACCGUAGACAGAAUUUUGCAUAUGGAUUAACUUUUCUGAUCGGCCCUGCUGUUGUCUUGCUGGCGAUUGGACUCUUUGUUAGUACACGUCUUUGGCGGUUAUAUACUGGGUGUUGUCUCAACCCUCUCAAACUCUGCCCCAGGGGUAACUUUAUGGGAUGUUUGCAGGUGUUUGUAAAAGUGCUAUCUGGAGCCUGCAUUGCCCCUGUCAUGUGGCUUAGUGUAGCACUGUUAAAUGGAACUUUUUAUGAGUGUGCUGUUAGUGGCCUGGAUGAAAAUGUGGUGGUGCAAAUUUUCUGCAAAAACAAGACACGUACAUGCCAGGACGAGCUCCCCAGAGUGCCCUGCAGCAAGUCCCAGCUGCCUCCGAAUGAAAAUAUGGAACUGCUGUUGAUGUUACGAGCCCAGUCACAGAUCCUCGGCUGGUCCAUCAUUAUCAUAUCGGCAACAGUAGCCCUAAUUGGAACUUGCUUUAAGAACUGUCGCUCUCAAGUAAGCUACCUUCAGUUAACUUUCCAGAAGAUCUACAUGGAGAAGGAAAAGGAAAAGUUUGAGAUGUUUGCAGAUGAUUAUGCCACCAAACUGGCAGAGAGAAACCUCAAGAGUUUCUUUGACAACAAAAGUCCCGAACCAUUUCCCUUUCCAAAUCACAAGGCCUGGGAGGAGAUCUCUACUAUAUACACUUUUAAGCAAAGUGAACAGUACUACAGCACACUGCAGAGAUAUGUGGAGCGUGCAGAUCGGGACUACAGCCCUGAGAAGCGUCCUGUUCUAGAGGGGCAAGAUGGCAUAGAGAUGACAUAGAACACUGCAUGGACUGGUAAUUAGAAAAAGUAGAGCUCAGAAUAUGGCCUUGAAGACAAAAAGCCACUGUGAAUCAAGACGGAAUUAUUAUUAUUAUUAUUUUUUUUGUAGCUACAACCUGUACUGAAAGUGUUGUAAUGACAGUUUUUGGGAAUUUUGUUUUGUCUAUCGAGGAAGUGGUUGUGGCACUAUUUAACCUGCAAAUACUUUGUUCAGUUUUAUACUUCUGUAUCAGUGAACCAACACAGAUCUCAGGCCCUAAAUUUGCAUACUGCUUGAAUGUUGCAUUUCAGGUUUUACAAAGUCAAAAAAGGAAGAAAAAACACUUCUCAGGGCAUUUGUCAUGUAGGCCUUGUGCACUCUUUGAAUCUGUAUAGCUCUCUUAUUCCUCUCUAUAUUUUAAAAUCUUUUUCACCAUAUCCUUAUAAAACAGGUAGUGUGUUUGAUGCACGUUUAUGCAUGAUAACCUCAAAAGAUUUUGGUACUGAUAAGUAACUGUCCAACACUGAUUCAAAUCUACAAUAAGGUCGCAUUGCACUUAUGUUAACCAACAAAAUAUAAAACAUAUAAACCGCAAUGCUUAUUUCCUUUGCUGGUUUUAAGCAGAUUUGACAAACAGGAUUGGUUGCGGGUUCGAGUCUCGUACCGGCAGGGUUUGUAAGU